Messenger RNA from Epithele typhae, 1230 nucleotides. RefSeq lists its product as uncharacterized. Lineage: Eukaryota; Fungi; Basidiomycota; Agaricomycetes; Polyporales; Epitheliaceae. Bases 1 to 1230 code for a protein of 409 amino acids. The record is from RefSeq and is a predicted model, not a curated record. The transcript has 3 exons.
AUGCUCUUCCCAGGCGCAGAGAUAUACAAUAGCUUGUUUUUGCAGCAACGAGUUUGGGUUCCGCAUUACGUCUCACCAUCCGACGCCGAAUGGGCGCGCUUCAAGCGAUACGCCCGCAGGCUCAAGUACCUCUGGGUGCCGAAGCGCAGCAAUGCCGUCCACCUACUUCACGAGUAUGUCCAACCAAGGCUUCGUGAAGAGCUAGAAAACUCGCUGGGAAGCGGUUAUCUGUUUCCACGUCUGACGGAUCUCCGAUGGUUCUCCGCCAUCGAGCACACCUGCGAUGCCCUCGUCACUCUCUCCCCGGUGAUUUCGCGUCUCAGCCUUGCUUUGGACCUGAAGUUCUGGCGCUUGGUCGAUUCUUGGGAAAUUGCAGAUUCCCUCCGACACAUCCACGAGGUCAUGCACCCCACGUUGGCAAAGCUCUCGGAGUUGGAUGUACAACUGGUAGACGAUCCCGGUCACGAAGACAGCCUUGCGAAAUCUCAGGGGUUUCGCGAGCGAGUACCCUGGUGGACCUUCAUUCAUCUUCGCCGACUCAACGUGGUACACGAAGCACAUCUGACUGAGCAGAUGGUUCUGUCGCUCAUGUCGCUCCCCGUGCUCUCCGAACUCGACCUGUGCUUCCAGAUGCGCGACCGCGACGCCGGCUACUUCGACAAGUACCUCCCGAAACGGCUGGCGAAGGCGGGCUCUGGAUUCCCGGCGCUACAGCGCCUCAAGGUCGUCGCUUCCGCGCUGGAUUGCGGCUCCUUCUUCGAAUUACUGGGAUCAUCCGUCCCCUCAGAGCCGUCGUCGGCCUUCAUCUCAUCCUUCCGGUUCACCUUCGGCGACAUGGAGUGUGCGGUAACCGACGCCGAUCUCCUGCACCUCGUUCAGCCCGAACCCGUCUUCUCGAACCUGGAAGAGAUGGUCAUCGAGUACACACGCCCGCCCGCAGCAGACCUCCCAGCAAACUUCCCCUUCCCUUCGACUGCAACGACGGAUGCAGUCAAGCGCGCACUCCCCAAGCUCCGGACGCUCGUAGUGCCCUCGUCUGAGCGCGUUCGCUCGGGCCUGGAGCAGGCUGUACUCGAAAGCACGUCGGAAGAGGGGCGGCCUUUCGGCGUGUCGGUGCUCCUCGGAGAGUCGGGAGAAUUUGUCAAUGUUGUGCCGCUCGCCUAUGUGCUGGAGGACGAUGAGUGUCCAUUUCCCGAGGAACAUGGUGACAGUUUGGAAGAGGGUCUGUAG